AUGGCUCCCAGACAAUCCAAGACCGCUAAGAGGUCGAAGUCGCAGAAUAAAACUAGAACUGUGGAAUCGGAAGUAUUCAGUGAUUCCAAAGCUAGAAACUUACUUGAGAGCCAACCCAAAUUAACACCAAAAUCAACUGUCAAGAAGAUAUCCAAGAAAGUACAAAGAAAAAUAGCCCUUUAUGGUGCAAAGAACGGAAAGGAGUAUCGAGAAGAUCAGUUAGAUAUACCAAUUUUAAACAAAGCAGUAACACCAGGCGUCAAAGCCAAAAGAGGAAAGAAAGGUAAGAAGUUUGUAUCUGAUAGUGAUGUAUUGACCAUGACAAGAUUAGUCAAGUCUAUUAACGAUAAGUUCGAUACUAUAAAUGAAUCCAAGUUGGAAAAAGCCAAACGCCUAGAAGAAAUACGGGAAUUAAAAAGAAAGGAAUUGGAUAGAAAGGAACAAGAGAAGAAGAACAAGUUAGAAGGUAAAAAGGAAGAGAUCAAGAACAAAGCCUCUGCCGCAAGGUUAGCCAGAAGAAAGAAUGCUAAGGCUGCUAGAAAAGCUGACGAUCAAGACGAGUCUAAUCAACCAGACAGAAAGAAGAAGAAGAAGUCUGUUUCUUUUGCAUAA
Messenger RNA from Lizanozyma spartinae, 612 nucleotides. RefSeq lists its product as uncharacterized. Gene Ontology annotation, cellular component: nucleolus; preribosome, large subunit precursor. NCBI's taxonomy places the organism in Eukaryota, Fungi, Ascomycota, Pichiomycetes, Serinales, Debaryomycetaceae. Gene Ontology annotation, biological process: intracellular mRNA localization; ribosomal large subunit biogenesis. The record is from RefSeq and is a predicted model, not a curated record. The transcript has a single exon. The coding region runs from base 1 to 612 and encodes 203 amino acids. Gene Ontology annotation, molecular function: mRNA binding.